AUGUCGCAUACCGCCCGCCGGGCCGGCAGCAGGAACCUGCCCAGGGCUUUUCAGGUCGAGGUGUACGUCAAGUACCGAAAAGAAGUCGAAUUCACCCACGCCCACACGCUCCUUCCCAAUGGCAAGGCAGAAUCCAAAAUUGACGGCGGCGCCAUCAUUCGUCAUCACCCUCGCGCGCUGGAAGGUGACAAAUAUGGCUACGUUGUGGAUCGCUAUUUCAGGUUGAACCUCAUUGAGGACCACCCUAUCCUAAAUUCAGAAUCCUGGACAGUUGUCCAGAAUCCCGUUGUCCAGAAUCCCAUUGGACAGGGCUUCGUUGGACAGGGCUUCGUUGGACAGGACUUUGUUGGACAGGACUUCGUUGGCCAGGGCUUCGUUGGCCAGAAUCCCGUUGGCCAGAAUCCCGUUGGCCAGAAUCCCGUUGUCCAGAAUCCCUUUGGCCAGAAUCCCUUUGGCCAGAAUCCCGUUGUCCAGAAUCCCGUUGUCCAGAAUCCCUUUGGCCAGAAUCCCGUUGUCCAGAAUCCCGUUGUCCAGAAUCCCUUUGUCCAGAAUCCCAUUCGCGGGGGCUCUGUUCACGGGGGCUCUGUUCGCAGGGUCUCUGUUCGCAGGGUCUCUGUUAGCGAGGGCUCUGUUGGCCAGUAUCAUGUUGGCCAGAAUUCCGUUGGGCAGGGCUCUGUUGGGCAGGACUCUGUUGGGCAGGACUCUGUUGAGCAGGACUCUGUUGAGCAGGACUCCGUUAGCCAGUGUCCUGUUAGUUGAUGCUUGUUGGCUUGUCUUGUGUGAUUUCCUCUUCUUUCUAUGACACGGCUCCCCUUUGACCCCGAGUUCCAGCGGUUUUUGUUCCGGAUAUCUUUUUCGCGAUGGGAGCCUGGGAUGCUGCAGCGCAUGCAUGUAUCUAUUUAAGCAUCACGCCAGAACAGAACACAGGUCAUAAUUCACAUUGACCAUAGGUGGAAACCUAGUAAGGUACCGCUGUGACAGUGACAGAAGAUGGAGGUCAAGCAUGGUGUCGGGACGGGCCGUAGAAAAUGCGCGAACCCCAGAAAAGGGGUGCCAAACGGGCUGUCACUCAGCCCUAUG
This is a messenger RNA of Phialemonium atrogriseum, 1080 nucleotides long. RefSeq lists its product as uncharacterized. The record is from RefSeq and is a predicted model, not a curated record. Lineage: Eukaryota; Fungi; Ascomycota; Sordariomycetes; Cephalothecales; Cephalothecaceae. The transcript is spliced from 2 exons. The coding region runs from base 1 to 759 and encodes 252 amino acids.